AUGGGCGGUGGAGAGGACGUUAAGAUUCACGACAGCCCAGCGUCGCCGCCCUCGAGUCCAACGCCUUCACCUUCUGGGACCCAGAAUGGGACGACCGAAGCGAUACCGCUCAAGAAGACGGGGGAGAUGAUGCUCGGAUUCGCCCUCGCCAUCGUCUUCCUCGUCAUCUUCUGCAUCAUUAUCCAUUUGCUCCUGAAGCAGCAUCGUCAGAGAUAUCCCAACGGGCGGCCGAAGAAGAAGAAGAUGAAGAAGCCAAAGGAUACGGACCUCGAGAAAGGGACCGUGGAACUGCACUCCGUCGACAGGAAGGUGUUUGAGGCAGCUUCUACGCAGGUGGUGCUAUGCGAACUUCCCGAAGACGCGCCACCCCGUCACGAGUUGGAUGCCGGUUAUGUGUUACCUGUGUCGCCCCUCGAGCGUACACUUACCGGAACUACGGGAGUGACGGGUACGACAGUAUCGGACAUGGAAUCCAACCGCGAACCUCUCGUCAGCCCGGCCGAACCAUUACCGGCCCAGCAUUUAGCUGUCUACUGGCAAACGCGGUGA
Westerdykella ornata is the source of this 549-nucleotide messenger RNA. RefSeq lists its product as uncharacterized. Lineage: Eukaryota; Fungi; Ascomycota; Dothideomycetes; Pleosporales; Sporormiaceae. Bases 1 to 549 code for a protein of 182 amino acids. The record is from RefSeq and is a predicted model, not a curated record. The transcript has a single exon.